UCAAACUAUACAAGGAUCAAAUCCUAAACGCCGUAAAACGAAAGUGUCGAAUGUUGAGGAAUUAGUACUGAAUGUUGAGGAAUUGGAAGAAAAUGUUGAUGUGGUGGAACCUGAAACUGUAUUUAGUGAAAAACAACCUGUUUUAAAUGAAGAUAACGAAGAUGAUGAUUUCCUUUUUAAAAAUCCUGAUCCAAAUAUGGUAAAGCAUGUCUUACGAUAUGUACCUUUGAACGAUCGAGCAGAACAGUAUCAAGAAAUAAACAAAUCUGACGAUAUUAUGCAAGAUUCUACUCAAAGAUAUCAAAAAUUGGCAACACUGAUUUUAUCAACUUCGCAAAAUGCAAACAACUCCCAAUUGAAUAUUUCAACAAAUCAA
This is a messenger RNA of Funneliformis caledonium, 376 nucleotides long. The record is from the annotation of a GenBank genome assembly. NCBI's taxonomy places the organism in Eukaryota, Fungi, Glomeromycota, Glomeromycetes, Glomerales, Glomeraceae.